UCUGAUCGUUUUCUUAUUCAUGGGAGUAGACUUCGAUUCUUUCAAGUCAAGACGAACUUUCAUCCGGGUGAAAUCCAAGACUCCGAUGAAGAGAUCUCCUGUACGGUGGUCCGAUCUGCCUCCUGAACUUUGUCUGGUCAUCGGAAAACGCCUCGAAACCUACAUCGAUGUCCUCCGAUUUCGCAGCGUCUGUAAAUCGUGGCGAGCUUCUCUUCCUGGUUUCGACGGCAUUUCUCCUCUUUCACCUCUUCAAUUCCCUUCCCCCGCCAACGCUGGCCGUGGUUACCUUGCCGCUGGCCACACCUUACUCCACCGAAGGAUAAUCUAUUGUUUCAGUCCUCUCCAUCAUCAUCGAACUUCUAACUCUUCUUCUUCAAGGUUGUUUACGAAGGAUAAGAGCGCAAAACUCGGUACAGUCCGUUUUGUAGAUCUGUUUUCUAAUCUAUUAGUUGUAUUCGAUGACGAAACCUUUCGGAAGGAUGUGAACUUCCUCGAUUUUCGAAUUUAUGAGGUUGCGAAAUCGUAUGCGCUUCAAUACACUCGUGGUGGUCUUGUUUCUGGAAUUACCAAGGUUAUAAUGUACCCUGAUUCUGGCUGGACCGAUUUUAGGACCAGAAUCAUUGUCGCAGUUUAUGGAAGAGGUAAAUUAGGGUUUGCAAAACAUGGAGAUGACAAUUGGACGCUAAUCGAUGACGUUAAUUUUCACUACAACGACGUGAUUAUGUACAAGGGGCAGGUUUAUGCUGUUGAUAAAUGGGGAACAGUUUUCUGGAUCGAUUCAUCGAUGAAAUCGGUACAGUUUUCUGUUCCAUCGUGUGGUUUUGGGGAUCAUAAACAUUUAGUGGAGUGUGGCGGCGAACUCUAUGUUGUGGAUCGAUUUCUGCUCAAACCUGAUCCAGAUGAUUGCAUUCGCAAUAAUCCUAACAUUGUAACUGAUUUCAAAGUGUACAUGUUGGAUCAAGAUUGGGGAAGAUGGGUGGAUGUGAAGAAUUUGGGGAAUCAAGCCAUUGUUUUGGGGGACGGUAGCUGUUUCUCUGUUUCGGCUUCGGAAAUUGAAGGGUUUCAAGCGAAUUGCAUAUAUUUUAACCACAAACAAAAAGGGUGGUUCAGCCAGGACUGUGUUCCUGCUGUGUUCGAUCUCAAAGAAAGAAGGAUUUUGGAAGCCUCAAUCCAUGGGAAUGCAACAAGGUGUGGUGCGUUUCAGUGGAAGCUUGUAAAUUGUAACUAUUUUGAUUCAUCAUUGAUCAUGAGAGCUUAUUUGAAUUGUGAACACAAUGAAUAUGAAUAUGAAAUGCAUACAUUGGGACCCAGUUCCAUCCACGAAUUAAAAAUGGACAACGGAGUGCGGUGGUCGGAACUCCCGCCGGAGAUAUGGUUGGCAGUCGGAAAACACCUUCACAACUACAUCGAUGCCGUCCGAUUUCGCAGCGUUUGCCGAUCAUGGCGGUCCUCUGUUCCUCCUGUCCCCAAAAUAUCUCCUCCUAUUCGUCUCCGAUUUCCCUCCCCAAUCAACACUGCAAGUCUCUUCGUCGACGCCUUCCUCUCCCAAAGUACCUUCUAUCGUCUCGCUCCUCUCAUCCACGAACAGAGCCCUAACUCGUCUUCCUCUAACCAGAAUGGCCGACUGGUGAAGCUGGAGAAAUCGGAGCUCGGUAAGAUGCGGUUUCUUCAUCCUCUGUCCAAGCGCCUAAUGCGAUGCAAUCCGGAAGAACACAAGGAACUGAACUUACUGGAUCUUCGAAUCGACGAAUUAGCCAUAUCGUAUUCGCUCAAAUACACUGAUACUGCUUGUGUUCCUGGAAUCGCUAAAGUCAUGGUGUUCCCUAAAUCCACCGGACCAGACGUUGAAGAUUGUACUGUAAUCGCAGUGUUUGAGGACGGGAAGUUAGGGUUUGCCAGAUCUGGAGACGAGAAAUGGACUCUAAUCGACGAACAGAAUUUCCACUACGACGAUGUGAUUGUCUACAAUCGGCAGUACUACGCAGUCGAUAGAUGGGGAACUGUUUUCUGGAUCGAUUCAUCGAUGCGAUUGGUACAAUUUUCUCCUCCUCUGAUCGGUCUCGGCCAGCAGAAGCACUUGGUAGAGUGCGGCGGCGAACUUCUGGUAAUCGAUCGGUUCCUCGACAAAGAGCGUUCGGUUCAACAUCCAACCGAUAUCAUGGACGACGCACAUCCAAUGGCGAUUCCAUUUCGACGGCCGGAUAACGAUUCGUCACCAAGAGCAGUCGAUUUCAAGGCUCAUAAGCUGGAUCAAGAAUGGGGGACAUGGGUGGAGCUGAAGAAUUUGGGGAAUCGAUCGAUUAUAUUGGGGAACGACUGUUGUUUAUCAGUUGAAGCGUCAGAAUUUGAAGGAUGCAAAGAGAAUUGCAUUUACUACACCGAUGUUAACGACAACGAGUUCUCUAAAAGAAGUUUCAGCCGUGUGUUCGAUCUUGAAGGAGGAAGAAUCGGAAACAUAUUGUGUUAUCCUGGACGCAUCGGAAUCUUCAGCCCGCCGCCGAUUUGGCUCUCCAAAUCCCUUCCCCCCCUGAAGGACAUCCUGUUUGCUGCCUCUCCACAUCGCCAUGAAAACUAGCAGCUGGAAGGAAACUGGCGUCUGGAUCAUCAAAUAUCACAGAACCAAGUAUGCUUUCUUCGCCAUUUCUCUGCAAACAUACCAAUCUUCUUGUUUCUGAUCUUUCAAUGGGAGCAGAGAUUCACUCAUAUAAAUUGCUGCAAGUUCAUCAUGUUUAUAAUUUGAGCAUUGGUAGCAUUAUAACAAAUAUUGUCAUGUUGGGAGGAGAACGAAUCAUUUUUUAUAAGGGUGUGAGAACCUCUCCCUAACAUAUGCGCUUUAAAAAUUGUAAGGCUUAUGGUGCUACGUAGUGGGCCAAAGUGGACAAUAUCUACUAGCUGUUGAGCUUUGAGUAUUACAAAUAGUAUUAGAGUUAGUCAUCGAACGAUACGAGACA
Molecule: messenger RNA, 2951 nt
Organism: Cucurbita moschata (crookneck pumpkin)
Lineage: Eukaryota; Viridiplantae; Streptophyta; Magnoliopsida; Cucurbitales; Cucurbitaceae
Exons: 4
Coding region: 20-2575 (851 amino acids)
Molecular function (GO): protein binding
Source: RefSeq, a predicted model, not a curated record